GGUUCCUCUCUCAACUCUAAACCAGGCGAUAGUCUAAGUUUAAAGCUCCGAUUUCUCGCUUUUUUAUUUUCUGUGAACUCAAACGGGAAUCAUGUCUGUUACAGAACUAAUGGGAGAAGAAGAACCGCUGCAAUCUGCUGUGGAGAACGAGACCGCCGAAACUACACCGGGAGACGAUGUUUUCUCGUGGCCUGUGCUUCGUUUCGAUAUUCCUCCCAAGAGGGUUUACCAUUUCUGCCACCAGUUCAGGAAAGGCUCAAAUCCCAACAAUUUUCUCAAAGGCAUCAAAUGGUCUCCUGAUGGUUCUUGUUUCCUUACAAGUUCUGAUGACGAUACUCUUCGUGUAUUCAAUUUACCAGGUAAUUUUGAUGUUAAUCAUGUAGAUGCCUGUUCGCCAACUGCUGAUGAAGAUUCAUUUGUUGCAAACGUUGUUGCGAGUGAGGGCGAGUCUGUUUAUGACUACUGUUGGUACCCAUACAUGUCUGCUUCAGAUCCAACUACGUCUGUAUUUGCAAGUACCAGUCGCGACCAUCCUGUACAUCUUUGGGAUGCUACUUCUGGCCAGUUGCGUUGCACCUACCGGGCUUAUGAUGCUAUGGAUGAGAUAACUGCUGCCUUUUCAGUUGCUUUCAACCAUGCUGGAACUAAGCUUAUUGCAGGAUACAACAAUUCUCUCAGAGUAUUUGAUGUGCAUCGCCCUGGUCGAGAUUUUGAGCAAUAUUCCACACUUCAUGGAAAUAAAGAUGGGCAGUCAGGUAUUAUAUCUGCAAUUACUUUUUGUCCCACUCAUACUGGGUUGCUUGCAACGGGUUCUUAUAGUCAGACUACUGCAAUCUAUAAUGAGGAUAAUAUGGAACUUCUAUAUGUCUUACAUGGUCAAGAAGGUGGGGUUACACAUGUGCAAUUCUCAAAAGAUGGGAACUAUCUGUAUACUGGAGGCCGAAAGGAUCCCUAUAUAUACUGCUGGGAUGUACGCAAUACAGCUGGCAUUGUGUACAAGUUGUACAGGUCAUCAGAGUAUACAAACCAGCGGAUAUUAUUUGAUAUUGAGCCUUGUGGUAGGCAUCUUGGUACAGGGGGCCAGGAUGGUCAGGUUCACAUUUAUGACCUUCAGACUGGACAGUGGUUAGCAAGCUUCCAAGCUGCAUCUGAUACCGUCAAUGGUUUCUGUUUCCAUCCCUUUCUACCAUUGGCUGCUUCAUCAUCAGGGCAUCGAAGAUUUGUCAUGCCGGAUGGCUAUGAUGAGGAUUUGAGCUUGACAGUUGAAGAAAACUGUGCAUCUGUUUGGGGGUUUUCUUGUGCCUCCAUGGCAGACAAUGCUGCUAGUAGCUGCUGGAGAGAAUUGGACACUGAAUCUGAAUGUGAAUUGAACCAGAGUUCCUGAUGCAUGCAAACAUUGUGUGUAUGCAUCUCUGAAACAUCUUGAUUUACAUGCUUUGUAACCCAUAGUGCAUUACUCUUUUUUUGCUUUUUUACAUCUUGAUUAAUACUGUGUAUAUACAUGCAACCAAAUCAUCGGCUGUACAUUUGUACUUUUCAUAGUAUAUUGAAUAGCUUGUAUCUAGUCUCUUGAUCU
This is a messenger RNA of Telopea speciosissima, 1576 nucleotides long. RefSeq names its product telomerase Cajal body protein 1. The transcript has 15 exons. NCBI's taxonomy places the organism in Eukaryota, Viridiplantae, Streptophyta, Magnoliopsida, Proteales, Proteaceae. Gene Ontology annotation, molecular function: protein binding. The record is from RefSeq and is a predicted model, not a curated record. The coding region runs from base 92 to 1384 and encodes 430 amino acids.